This is a messenger RNA of Rhizoctonia solani, 1011 nucleotides long. Its product is annotated as aldo/keto reductase family protein. Gene Ontology annotation, cellular component: cytoplasm. Lineage: Eukaryota; Fungi; Basidiomycota; Agaricomycetes; Cantharellales; Ceratobasidiaceae. The record is from RefSeq and is a predicted model, not a curated record. The transcript is spliced from 11 exons. The coding region runs from base 1 to 1011 and encodes 336 amino acids.
AUGUCUACGUCUACUCUUCCUACACGCCGUAUUGGCAACGAUGAUGUUACAGCUUUGGGAUUUGGAGCUAUGGGAAUCGGUGGACUGGACUAUGGGGCACCAGGCGACGAUGAAACUAGGUUCAAGGUACUAGACAAACUAGUCGAGUUGGGCUGUACGAACUGGGAUACGGCAGAUAUAUACGGUGAUUCGGAAGCUCUCAUUGGCAAAUGGUUUAAAAGGACUGGGAAGCGAGAUCAGAUCUUUUUGGCUUCUAAGUUUGCUAUCACCCCCGAAGGUCCUAACGGAACUCCUGAAUACAUGAAUCAACAACUGGCUCAGUCCUUGGAACGAUUAGGGGUUGACACAAUUGACUUGUAUUAUGUCCAUCGAAUUGAUUCGAAAACUCCGAUUGAAACGACUAUUAAUGCUCUGGUAGAGCAGGUAAAGGCCGGAAAAAUAAGGUACAUCGGACUUUCAGAGCCAUCGCCAACUACUCUGCGCCGUGCGCACAAAGUUCACCCCAUUUCAGCAAUCCAAGUGGAGUAUUCUCCGUUCGUGUUGGACAUUGAGCAAAAGGGCCAUCUCCUAGAGACGGCUCGCGAGCUUGGUGUCACAGUAGUUGCUUACUCGCCUCUCGGUCGUGGGUUGUUGGCGGGCCAGAUUACAUCUCACGCUGAUAUCCCGGAUUAUGACAUGAGAAAAGGGAUCCCAAAGUACUCCGAGGCCAACUUCCCGAAAAUCAUCUCUCUUAUCAACAAAAUCAAGGACAUAGGGAGCAAGCACAACGCUACAUCGGGCCAGAUAACGCUGGCUUUCAUGCUUGCGCAAGAAGACGAUAUCAUUCCAAUUCCAGGGACCAAAAAGAUCAAAUAUGCAGAAGAAAACAUAGGUGCACUGAGAGUUAAGUUGACUCCAGGAGAUAUCAAGGAUAUUCGCCAGGCAAUCCUUGAGACCGAGCUAACGGGAGAUCAGUACCCCAGUGCAUAUAUGCACUUUUUAUACGCCGAUACUCCAGAGCCAACGCACUAA